AUGGCCUCUCCACCUCCAGUAAAGCCUGCAGCGUCAAUUAUUGUGUGUGCACCAGUGAUCGGAAACCCAAACGAAUAUAAGGUGCUCUUUCUACAACGUAACAAUCGAGGGCCAUUUGGAGGACUGAUGGUAUUUCCAGGUGGAGGAUUGGACAAGGCCGACCAAGAUCCUAUCUGGGGUAAAAUUUUGGGUAAACCAGCUACACGAGAACUUGCUUUCCAGGUUGCAGCAAUCAGAGAAGCAUUUGAAGAAUGUGGUCUACACGUCUUCAAACCAGACUUGAAAGUGUCGCCUGAGGAAAUCGCCAAAUGGAGGGACCAAGUACAUGACGAUGGCAAGAAAUUUAUUGAAAUGGCUCAAAAGACCGGUUCCAUCCCCGACCUGUCAAGACUGGCUCUGUUUUCGAACUGGAUUACACCGACGAUGGAGACCAAACGAUUCGAUACUUUCUUUUUCAUAACUGUGUUGCCAAAACCUGUUGCUCCUCAAUCCAAACGCAUGUCUGCAGACGGUGGAGAGACUUUAUCCCUUACAUGGUACACUCCAUCAGAAUGCAUCGCGGCUUUCAGGAAGGGAGAGAUCAAGCUCUUUCCUCCACAAUUCAUUACAAUGGCUGAGAUGGCCAAGUUGUCUUUAGACGAUCUAAAGAAGAUUCUGUCUGGAGCUACGAAAAGGGUUGUUACUCCAUGGCAGCCAGAAUUGGGACCCGGAGGUCUAGUACUACCAGGUGAUGAAUUCCACUCGACAACAAAGAAUACCGUGAAAGCCGGCUCAAAGAACAGAGUGCUGUUGACGAGAUCUCCCAACGGUGCCGGUAUUGCAGAUAUUGAAUGGAUUAGAGAAACAAAAUUGUAG
Synchytrium microbalum is the source of this 855-nucleotide messenger RNA. RefSeq lists its product as uncharacterized. The coding region runs from base 1 to 855 and encodes 284 amino acids. The transcript is spliced from 6 exons. NCBI's taxonomy places the organism in Eukaryota, Fungi, Chytridiomycota, Chytridiomycetes, Synchytriales, Synchytriaceae. Gene Ontology annotation, cellular component: mitochondrion. The record is from RefSeq and is a predicted model, not a curated record. Gene Ontology annotation, molecular function: hydrolase activity, acting on acid anhydrides, in phosphorus-containing anhydrides.